AUGGCACCUACCAAGCAAGCACCCACGCGCCAGGCCAUCACACUCAAGGGGUCUACGAACCUCGUCACCGAAUUCUUCAAGUUUGCUGCCAACACCAUCUUGUUCCAGCGUGGUGUGUAUCCUGCCGAUGACUUUCACAUGGUCAAGAAGUAUGGGCAAACGGUCCUCGUCACACAAGACCUCGCCCUAGAGAAUUACCUUGAUAAGAUUCUCAAGCAGGUUAACAAGUGGCUCCUUACCGGCUCUGUCACGCAGCUCGUGUUAGCCAUCAUCUCGAAAGACUCGAGAACAACUCUAGAACGCUGGGUGUUUGACAUCAACCUUGUCGAGCAACCAGCUGAUUCAUCAGAGCCACCCCACAGGGCACCUGCCAAACCCGAAGCGGAGAUACAGGCAGAGAUACGGAAUAUCCUCAAGCAGAUCGUAUCAACGGUCACGUUUCUACCUGUCAUCGACGAGCCGACCGUGUUCAACAUUCUCGCUUACACGUCGGACUCCGCUGAUAUCCCAGCUGACGAAUGGGUGGAUACAGACCCUCUCGCCAUCGAGGCUAGCAAGAGUCAGCAAGUGAAGCUUCGAAGCUUCAGCACAGAUGUCCAUCGGAUCGAAGCGAUGGUAGCUUACAGGUACGAGGGGUGA
Postia placenta MAD-698-R-SB12 is the source of this 639-nucleotide messenger RNA. RefSeq lists its product as hypothetical. The record is from RefSeq and is a predicted model, not a curated record. The transcript has 5 exons. NCBI's taxonomy places the organism in Eukaryota, Fungi, Basidiomycota, Agaricomycetes, Polyporales, Adustoporiaceae. The coding region runs from base 1 to 639 and encodes 212 amino acids. Gene Ontology annotation, biological process: mitotic spindle assembly checkpoint signaling. Gene Ontology annotation, cellular component: cytoplasm; nucleoplasm; kinetochore.